AUGGAGCUCCGGCGAGAGUUGAAGGAGGAGGCGGCGACCGUGCCUCUCCUUGAGCAGCAGCUACCACCUGCGCACAAGGCCGUCUUCUCCGAUCCAACUCGUCCUACUAGAGAUGUUUCGAUCCAAGGCAGAGGAGGCAGGGAGAUUGGGGCACCUAUCUCUGCUUCCCUGGGAGCCAUGAGACCCCUUGUCCGUAAGCUGGACAUGCUGCUGUUAGCUCCUCCUAAUGGAUGCUCCAGCUCCACCAGGGUCAAGGACGGAAUGCGCCUCCUCAAAGAUGAUGUUGAGAAGAUGAGCUUGUACCUUGAUAAACUGUUAGAGGUAGAGGACCCUCCCCCGGCGGCAAAUUGCUGGAUGAAUGAGGCGCGUGACCUGUCUUACGACAUGGAGGAUUACAUGGACAGCUUAAUAUUUGAUAGGCCUGAAGAUGCCUCCAUUGUCCCCAACAACAUCAAGACAACCAGAUCCCGCUUCAAAUUCUUCGGUCAUGCCAAGACUCCCAAGACUAAGACUAAGGUUGAUGUCAUUGUGGAAACACUGUCUGAGUUGAGGAAGUAUGUCCAAGAGGCAAUUGAACGGCACCACGUGUACAAUCUCCAUUCUUGCAGCACCUUGAGGCAUAGGUUUGUGUCCCUUGGUCCUAUGCUUCCAGCUCCAAUGCAGUACGAAGACAUAGUAAUUGAUGGGCGGAUGAACGGAUUCAUCAACUCACUGGCUAAUGAUGGCGAUCAGCAGCUCAAGGUGCUAUCUGUUCUCGGACAUGCAUGUCUCGGUAAAACUACGCUUGCCAGAGUGCUGUACAAAAGACUUGGGAAGCAAUACCAUUGUCGUGCUUUCAUUCGGGUGUCCAAGAAGCCUGAUACGAAGAGAAUUUUCCGUGACAUGCUAGCACAACUCCAGCAUCAGCACUCCCCGCAAGACUGUAAGGAGGCUGACCUCAUUGACAAUAUCAAGAAAUAUCUACAAGAUAAAAGGUAUCUAAUUAUUAUUGACGAUUUAUGGGCAACAUCAGUAUGGGAUAUUAUUAAUCAUGCUUUCCCAAAGGGCAGUCAAGGCAGCAGAAUAGUAACAAUUACACAGAUCGAAGACAUUGCAUUAACAUGUUGCUCUUACCAGUCAGAACAUGUUUUUCAGAUGGAACCUCUGGAUGAUGAUCACUCAAGAAAGCUGUUCUUUAACACACUCUUUGGCUCUGAAAAUGAUUGCCCUGAAGAACUGAAAGAAGUUUCAAACAAAAUCGUUGAAAUAUGCGAUGGUUUGCCGCUAGCCACAAUUAGCAUAGCUAGUCUUUUAGCAAGCCAGCCUGUCAUAUCUACUGAUAUAUUGACGUAUAUCCAUCAGUCAUUAAGCUCAUGUUUCUCAGCAAAUUCUAUUUCAGAAAGAACGAGACAAGUAUUGAGUCUGAGCUACAAUAACCUUCCUCAUUAUUUGAAGACAUGCCUACUCUAUCUUAGCAUGUAUCAAGAGGGCCACACAUUCUGCAAGGAUGAUUUGCUCAAGCAAUGGGUGGCUGAAGGUUUGAUCGAUACAACAGAAGGGCAAGACAUCAAGGAAGUUGCAGAAAGCUAUCUUGGUCAACUUAUUGGUAGAAGAUUUAUCCAGCCGAUAUGUAUCAACUACAACAAUGAGGUGUUGUCUUGUGAAGUCCAUGACGUGGUAUAUGAUCUUAUUGCAAACAAGUCUGCAGAAGAGAAUUUCAUUGUGGCAAUAGACUACAGUUGUCGAAAGAAUGUGGCACUUUAUCAAAAGGUCCGUCGACUGUCUCUCCAACUCGGUGGUGUAAAAUAUGCUGAGAUACCAUCAAACAUCAGUAAGGCACAAGUACGGUCACUUGGAUUUUUUGGAUUAUUGGGGUGUAUGCCUUGCAUUGGAGAGUUCAAGCUUCUUCGUGUUCUAAACCUUCAACUCUCCGGUCAUCGUCAUCGUCAUGGCGACCAAGACCCGGCCAUAGAACUCACUAGGAUAUCAGAGUUGUUCCAUCUGAGAUAUCUGAAGAUUAUAUGUGAUGUCUGCAUAAAACUACCAAACCGUUUGAGAGGGCUGCAAUGUUUGGAAACACUGGAUGUUAUGGAUACAAGGGGCCUUUAUGUUCCAUGGGAUGUUACAUAUCUCCCACACUUGUGGCACCUCAGUCUUCCCGUUGACACAAAUCUUCUGGAUUGGUCCAUCAAUCUCGGGAGCCUUGGCAUGCCGAACUACCUUCAGGAUCUUUAUAUUUCUACACCGCCUUCUUCCGACCAUCUGGAGGGAAGUAUGGAAGAUGCGGAGCGAAUCCUGGAAGCUCUGUCUUCUUUGAUCGGAGGACAUAGCAACCUGAAAACUAUGGUAGUGGCUCACAAAUCCUCGGUUAGGUAUGGCCGCGCUUCGAAAGCAAUCAUUUACUGGAAUAACAUGGCACCUCUCCCCAAUCUCCGGAGAUUUGAAUGCUCGCCACACAACGGCAUCAUAUUUCACAGAAUCCCAAGGUGGAUGGAACAACUUGGCAACCUAUGCAUUCUAAAGAUUGCAGUGAGUGAACUGCUGAUAUAUGAUGUUGGUAUCCUUGGAGGUUUGCCCGCCCUCACUGCUCUGUCGUUGUAUGUCGAGACAUCACCCGAUGACAAGAUCAUCUUUGGCAAGGCGGGGUUCUUAGUUCUAAAAUACUUCAAGUUGAGGUUCACAAGUGGUAUAGCUUGGUUAAAAUUUGAGGCAGAUGCAAUGUGUAAUCUUUUGAAGCUCAAGCUAAUUUUCAACGCCAUCCCGCAAAUGGAGCAAUAUGAAAAUGGUAUUAUCAGCAUCGAGCAUAUGCCAAGCCUUCGAAAAAUCUCUGUAAAAUUUUGGGGUGGAGCUGCUGGUCAAGAAUAUGGCUUGGUCAAUAAUCAUCAAUGCAAUCCUAGAAUCAACGAGCAAUCAUCGGUUUAUAGUUCCAAUGGCGAUGAAAGUAGAAAACAGAAACAACAACCAUAUGAGAUUCUGGAGGAAGAACGUGAUGAAUACGAUAAGAAAGUGAAGAGUCCAGCUGAUCAAAGGAAUUCAGGUUUAAUGGAGUCCUCUUUGCGACCGCAUGUUCCAGGGAAGUCUCACUUCAGUUCACUAAUGACAGCUCCUAAUACUUACACAGUCCAUGUCUCCAAGGAGACCCACAAGAUUGAGGCCUGGUGUGAAUCAGAUGAAUCUUCGGCUAGGCAAUUGCUAGAAGAGGAGGAUUCACUGCUAGUUACCGCUUCAAAGGAUUUUGCUGGUAGCGUAUUCUUGGAACCAUCAUCACUGGUUGUUGAGUAUCGACCACCUGCCAAUAAUGUAGCUCAGGUGGCAACAGAAGAUAUUGUCGACCCAGAUAAUAUGUCAUAUGAGCAACUGCAAGCAAAGGAUCAAGCAGUAGGAACUCAAUCCAGAGGAUUAUCUGAUGAGCUGACAUGCUACCUGGUGCCUUUUAGGAACAAUUGUAACUUCUUCUCCAGCAAAAAGAACAACGAGGAGUACGGAUGUGCGAUCUGUAAAUCAAACUUUAAAAGCCAACAGAAGUUGAUACGAUUGCCGUGCAGCCAUUCUUACCAUGCAGAUUGCAUAACUCGAUGGCUUAAGAUUAACAAGUCAUGCCCAGUGUGCAAUGAGGAGGUAUUCGGUUAA
Messenger RNA from Triticum turgidum subsp. durum (durum wheat), 3609 nucleotides. The record is from the annotation of a GenBank genome assembly. NCBI's taxonomy places the organism in Eukaryota, Viridiplantae, Streptophyta, Magnoliopsida, Poales, Poaceae.